Messenger RNA from Caenorhabditis auriculariae, 2252 nucleotides. The record is from the annotation of a GenBank genome assembly. NCBI's taxonomy places the organism in Eukaryota, Metazoa, Nematoda, Chromadorea, Rhabditida, Rhabditidae.
AUGCGCCUCGCUGUCGUCCUUUCGCUCGUCUCCUCACUCCAGAUUUUUCAACAAAGUUCCGUCGAUCCCCAAGGACUUUCCGCCGUACAGUUUGCCGUCGUUUCUUCUUCUUUUCCGCUAGGUUUCAAACGAUUCAUUCGAGUUUUUUCUUUCGAGCUUUUCAUAGAAAACUUUCGAAAAUAAAGAACAAAUGAAAACAUCCUUCAUUUUCCGAUCGUCCGUCAUUGAUAUUGACCUUAACUUUUAACCCUCAGAAUGUCACCUUUUUUACUUGGUUUUAAAUUAGAAACAAAACUAACAAAAAAAAAAGUAAAACAAAAGUGAUGGGGAGUUUUAAAUAUUUACAUAAACAGUUUAAUAUUUUUAAAUGUUUUGAGGUAAAUUCAUUUCGACACUUUUCCUAUCACUGUGGAACGAAGUUUGUCUUCACGCUGUCCUCGAUCGUUGCGCGGUGUCUCUUAUCUUCGGAGCGCUCAUCUCCUGCUUUCCAGUGCUCCCCACACAAGGUCUGCACCUCUGGCAACCUUAACCUCUCCAAGAACUCCUCAGUUGUCGGUCGCUUCUUGAUGGGAUGCGGCGCCGGAGCCGGCUUCGUCUGCGCGCCGGUCGUCCUGCGACUUUCGGUUCCAACUCGACUGCGACCUUCGAACUUCCUUUUCCUCGCCGCUGCUUUCUCCGUUGGAACUUUUUUCGCCAAUUGUCUGCCGCUUUUCCGUGGCUACGUUUCGACUUCCACACUCGCUGCAUUGUUCUCGGCAGCUUCUGGUGAAACUUUAACCCAGUCAUUGAAGAAGAAGUUCACAUAAUACCGUCAAAGAAAAUAGAGUUCGAAGAUUUCUCGAUUGACUGCGUCAUUGCGCUAGAAACUGAACUCAAAAUUUGAGAUUGUGAAAGUAUUCCCGCAGGCUUUGAUUAUGUUUAAAUGACCUCGAAAGACGGAUUUUUCUACUUGGACCGAUUUUUAAUAAGAUAUUCUGCGCUUUUUUGAGGAAUAACUUACCUGGCGGCUAGACCGAGCGAGUACGCUUCGUCGGCCACGGAAGAGACGCUGAGCGUUUCGCAAACUGAACAACUGGAAAUCGUCCGUUCCCGUCAUCCAUAUGCUUUUGUGUCCGUUCUGAUGCUCCUCAACGUUGUCAGUUUUUUUUUCUUCUGAAAUAUAAAAACUAAAUAAAGGAGAGGAGGUGACAGUCUAUUUAUUUUAGUUUUUGCGCUAAAAAAAAAAGCAGUACCGAGAUUACUUUGAUUAUAUGGAUGCCUAGCCAAAAACUGUAUUAAUUUUGUCACAUCCUACGACCAGUUUUUGAACCGUUUUCGGAGGUUUAAGAAAAAAGUGAACGAAUAGUAAUUUUUUUUGUUUUUCCGGUGACUAUUUGGCAUGGUAAAAACGUUAGCUCUGAAGUAACUCUGGCACCUCGGUUUUUUGAUUUGAUCAUUGUCAUCAGGAUAUGAACAUUCUGUAGAUUCGAGUGCUGACAGAGUGUAAAUUUGAUGAGAAAUUCGAAAACUGCAAUUUAGUCGAUCGGAGUGCCACUGAUGCAGACCUACUGCCGUACUCUUUUCGAUUACUUCGGCUCAUCGAGGACCACGUCGACGACUCUUUCACUGGCGUUUCCCCUCUUCCAGUUGCUCCCAAUUUUCCUUUCCACUGCAUUCAUCAACAAACGGUAAUGAUCCGUAUUUUCACUGCCGGAAAGCUUCUCAGACGCGCUCUGGUGUUGGGAGGAUACUAUUUGUCUCUAACUGCACAGUUCUUCAUUCUCGUCACGUCUUCCUAUCCAUUUCUGCCGUUUCAGGUUCAUUUCAAUCUUGAAAAAACCCUCAAAUAAUAGUAGAAUAAUUGGAAAAAGUAGCAAAGUUUCGAAGAUUUCAGCAUAAGAGACUGGCGAUGGAGUUUUUGCUGUUUCUCUUACCUGUCUUGUUUUCUGUGCCUUGCAACACGGCUCUCUGCAUGCUUUGUGGUAGUUGACUCGAAAUUUCCAUAGGCAGCAUUAUUUUUGAAGAACAGUUCGACUCUUCGGAUGUGAAGGUCUCGAGCCGGUCCCGCUGCUUCAUGUGGCUUCUGGCAACUCUCAGGUAAUCACCCCAUUUUGGAAAUGAACAAGUGGUUCAGUACUCUGACAUUCGGCCCGCUGAUGGAAUCGUCUGGGUUCACAAUGGCUUUCCUUCCGUACUUUUGCGUCUCCGUCUCUUCUUAUCUCCUGCUUGUCCUCAUUUUCCCUUCAAAACACUCCUUUGUUCUGGAUAUUUAA